Molecule: messenger RNA, 896 nt
Organism: Portunus trituberculatus (swimming crab)
Lineage: Eukaryota; Metazoa; Arthropoda; Malacostraca; Decapoda; Portunidae
Product: putative nuclease HARBI1
Exons: 4
Coding region: 1-678 (225 amino acids)
Source: RefSeq, a predicted model, not a curated record
AUGGCGGCGCAACAACCAGUGAGAAGAAAUUGCCAAUUUUCCGGGAGUAGUUGGGGCUAUAGAUGGCACCCACAUACGGAUUAUUGCUCCAAGAGAGAGUAUGAACAAGAAUAUGUGAACAGAAAAAAAUAUCACAGCAUCAACAUACAGCUCGUGUUUGACGCCCAGUAUCGAAUAUUGGAUGUGGUGGCACAGUGGCCUGGGUCGGUCCAUGACUCCAGGAUUUGGAAUGAGUGCGGCCUCAAAGCAGACUUUGAAAGGGGUACCAUACCAGGUGGCUGUCAUCUUAUAGGUGAUAGUGGCUACCCAUGUCAACCGUGGCUGCUGACCCCAAUCCUGCAGCCAAGGGAUGCAGCAGAGGAAGCUUACAACAGAGCACACAAACGAACAAGAUGCAUAGUAGAGAGAGGGAUCGGCCAACUGAAGAGGAGGUUUCAUGUUCUACAUGGUGAAAUCAGAGUGGAUCCUAUAAAAACAAGCAAAAUUGUGAUGGUAUGUGCAGCACUACACAACUUGUGUAAAGAGAUGAACCUACAACUGCCAGAUGAUGAACAUGAUGAGUAUGAAGAUCAGCCUUUAGAAGCCAACCCCGUACAGCCUCUUCAGCUUGGCCAUCUCCAAAACGGUGUCUUAGUUAGAGAUCAUUUUAUCAACCUUCACUUCCGGCAUGAACAGUGAGUGUCAUACGCCCAGGCAGUGUACAGUGUGCCCAGUCUACUUGAACACCAAGCACGAAGACCGUCAACCAUCUUCAUUUGUUCUUUCUUCCAUUUAGCUUUCAACAACUCUCCCUUUCUUCCUUCUCCUUUUGUUGUCCAUUUUUUCUAGUAUAGUACAAUAUUUCCUCGGUCAUUCAUUUCUACUCCUUUAUCUCCUCAAUUCAUUGCUUCUUCAAC